This is a messenger RNA of Seminavis robusta, 7665 nucleotides long. The record is from the annotation of a GenBank genome assembly. Lineage: Eukaryota; Bacillariophyta; Bacillariophyceae; Naviculales; Naviculaceae.
AUGCCGACUGAACAGUAUGGAACUAGCAGCAACAACACUGUUGCAGCAAAAAGGGGUCAACAACAAACUCCAUCUCCAUCCACUUGUCGAUCGGCCAGCAGCAGUCCAGCCAUGAUGCUACAGCGAGGACGACAGAGUCCACGAAUCGCACCUCCUACGACGGAGUUUCAGCAGCAACAUCAGAAGGGUUACUUUGGAAGACAGCAUCACUCAAUGAGACCUAGUGCUUGGACUAUCCCCUUGGAAGAAGAAGAAAAGCACCAAGGGAUCCUGAGCUCUGGUUCUGAUUUGGCCUUUUCAGAUGACGGCAGUAAUAGUGACGAUUCGCUGCCAUUGGUAGGAGAGGAAAAGUACAAUGAUUAUGAGCUACCCUUUGUGACUCCGGACCGAUUAACUCCUUGCAAAUCCAAUGUCAACAAAGGCAAGACGAAUGGCUCUACUACUAGUAACACCAAUGGCAGUGCUACCCAAUCCAAACCACCACUCAAGCUACCAGGAUUAUUUCCUCCUAUUCGAAGAGCCCUACACAAUUCACAUCGCAAAAAGAGACUCCACUACAUCACUCCCAAAGACAGAAGAAACAAUAUUUUAGAAACAUCCCACGAAACAGACGAAAUCUAUUCUCACCCACAAUAUCAUCAACAACAACCAUCUUCCGCCCGUGGGAAUGGUCUCGUGCUGGACUUGACGUCUCUCUUCACAGCCGACCCUACCACACACAAGCCAGGACCUCAAUCUCCUUCCGAAACCGCCACCACUGCUGCAUCUACCAAUAACAACAUCAAUAACCAGAACAUUCAUCGUACCAAGUCUCCCCUUCCAAUCAAUCCAUACAAUGCUCCCACUCCUCCUCCUUGGAGACAAAAACAACGAGCAACUCCUCAGUCUCCGGUUACAGUACUAUCCCAAGAAGCUACAGCCACCACGGAUCCAUUCAAUAAUACGGCAAUACACCACACCAAAUCCAAUGUUACUGCCCGAGAAGAUCUCCAAUGGGAUACCAAGUCACAAACUACGCAAGAAGCCCUCAGCACAGAACGACAGUCACAAGCACUGACGCAAUGGCUCAACUUUGUGCUGGUUGGAGAUCAGCAACUAUUGCAAGAACAGCAGCAACAACAGCAGCAAGAUCGGUCCAACCGACGCAAAACGCCUCGAAAACGAGAUACAGCCACGCCGACUACCGACACAAAGUCCGUGGAUGCAAGUCGUGCCGCAUUUAGCACUCCCACCGGGGCUACUUCACCGACCGGGGCUGCCAGUAUCUACAGCCGGGGGACAACACCAACCAUGGGUACCCGAUGCAUGACUCCAUCGGCACAAUCCGUAGCGGCGCACAGUGUCAGUAGUGCCCGAACGACUCCUACCAAGAAUCUUGUGACUAAACGACGUCAAAAUCGGCGAUUUUCCAUGUUCCAAUAUGCACAGUCGUUUGAUCAUGCUCAAGAACAGGCACAUCAUUGGUUCCAUCAUUCGCCGCAGUGGAGAGAAAUUCGGACACGAAUACGAUGCGAGGUCGCCAGUGGCAAAAUGAUGUUGCGAGACGAUCGGGAUUUGUAUGCCAACAUUGGAUGUCGAGAACAGAUACUCGACAUGUUUUUGUCGUACCGACCGGCAUGGCUCACCAUGGCCUUGGAAGUCGUCAUGAAUGCAUCCGUCACGCAAGGACGACCGGGAAAUCAAUUGGGGCAGCCAUUGCCAACGGUAAAGCAAUUGAAACACUUUAUUGUCGUAAGGGUGCUCUCGGACAGCAAGCUAUUGUCCAAGUAUACGCAAGGACGUGGGAGUGGAACCCCUUCCGGGAAAUUUGAAAAGGAGUAUCAUGAUGAACUGAGACCGCUCGUCUUGUACCGCGUCUUGGUGUUGAUUUUCUUUCUUGACCGAGCGGCUGUCAAGUUUCAACCGCAUCAUCAAAAUGGCAAUUCCAAUCACAGCAACAACUACAACAAUCUGGGAAAUUUGUUUCAUUCCAAAUCAAAGGUCCAGUUAAAGUCGACACACCAAGUACUGGUCAUGUUUUGUCGAGAGUUCCUGUCGCGCGCUGGAGAUGUCAUUAAGCAACUGGGACGCGUCAAUUUGCAUGUUUACUACAAACAAGAUCGGCUCGAUGAAAUCGAUUAUCCCAUUGGCAAUUUUGCUAUUGAUUUGAGAGACGGGGUCCGACUCUGUCGUGUCUUGGAAACGCUAUGGAUUCUGCCCAAACAGGAUCAAACCUACUAUGCCAAUGCCAACCUGACGAACGGGGGCAAAAACGGUGUUGACGUUAGUGCCAAGUAUCCCCUGUUGUCACAACUGCGAAUUCCUGCCAUUUCCCGAUUGCAAAAGAUUCACAAUGUCAACGUGGCACUGGCUGCGUUGCAAGAGGAUUGUCAAAUCACUGUACCGACGGAGUUACAAGCACAUCAUAUUGUGGAUGGUCAGCGGCGGAUGGUGUUGCGAGUGGUGUGGACGAUUGUACUUAUGCAUUGCUUUGAAAACGACAACGAAAUCUUGACGCUGGAGAAAUUGGAAGCAGAGAUUGCGCAGGUUAAAGCAAUGAGGAAGCAUCAAGAUGCCAUCCGGGAGAGACGACAACGACAGCAACCAUUGAAAGAACAUCAAUGUCCUUCGUUAUCAUUGCUGAAGCAGGAGACGGAUGCUGUGGAAAGUGUGGCUUUGAUGAGCGUCGAUGAAACAGUAUUGCUACAAAAUCGAACACCAAAGCACCCAACAACCUCCCGGGCAAUGCCGCUGCUUUCCCAGUCCAUGUCGAGGUCGUCUUCUUUCGAUGCGGAUCAGAGUUUUUCAAGCAUCGGUCAACCAGAAGACAUGCCCGCGGUUCAACAGUGGAAGAUGUUGCUCUUCCAAUGGUGUCAAGAAGUCUGUAUGCUUGUGGAAGAGCAGGAAAAGGAAGAUUACACCCGAACGGGUCAAAAGACACCCAUGAAGAAGAUCGACAUGGGGCAAUGGACUGCUGCUGAUCUCACCAACGGAAGAGCACUCUGCUGUUUGAUUCAUCAUUACCACCCAACACUACUCACUCUGGAGGACCUACGACAGUCUAGCACCUUUGCUGACGGACCGCCCGCAAAAAUCCAGACAACACAAAGCCGUUUUCGUUUCUCCCGGCAGCAGCGGAAAUCACCCAAAGCAUCUCCUGAUUACUUCAUGAGGUUGGCGCAAAAACGGUUGGCUGAAAUCGGGGGGAUCCCACCGAUGAUGCUCAUCCCCCAUGGUCGAUCAGACGGCAAGAGCCAUCGCAAAAAGCAUCCAUCCUUGCUUCCUUUGGCGGACGAAAAGUCGAUUUUGGUGUUCCUGUAUCACGUUUGCGCGAGGCUAAUGGAGUCGCGUCAUCAGGUCUUGGCGGUGGUGUUCGUGCAACAGCGCUAUAGGUAUCAUCAACUGUUGAAUCUACUGAGGAGAAAGCAGAGCGCCGCAAAGAGAAUAUGGGAAGCCUGGUGUGAAAACAAGGAGACAUAUUAUCGAGCGCGGGCCCGGAAAUACCGACGAUCGGUCCAAAUAAUUGAAGCUUUCAUGGCACAAAACUUUGACAAGUUGCUACUGUUGCAGGAAAACCGUUUGGAACGCGAGCUGCAAAAUCUGGCUGUCACGCCUAUCCAGGCUCAGGUGAGGCGAGUUCUUGCCACUAAAAACUACAAUAUGCUUCUAGAACAGCAUGUGGCAGCAAUCAUCAUACAGGCCAAAUACAGGCAGUUUCAAGAUUACAUGUCGUACCAACUGAUGUUGUUAGAAAACAUUCCGGCUGUUACGACAAUUCAACGUCAUUGGAGGGGGGUUGUUCAGCGCCGACGGUACGCAGAUGUCAUUGAUGCUAUCAUCUUGAUUCAAUCGGUUGUAAGAGGAGCAGUCUUGGUGAGGAGAGUUCGGAUGGGCCCUUGGCGAGACUCUGCUAUAUGCAUUCAACGUAUCUGGAGAGGUUUCUGUCAACAGCUGAAGUACCAAAUGGAGAUGUUGGACAUCAUUUCAGUGCAAUGCACUGUUCGAAAACACCUGGCAAUAACACAGGCGAAAAAGAGUUACCAUGCUUUAUCGGUCGUGCAACGGAUUUCAAGAGGAUUCUUGGCACGACUUGACUGCGAGGGGUUACGUCAAGCGCUUGGCGCCGCAGUCAUUAUUCAGAAAAUGUGCCGCCAGUUCCUUGCGAAACUAGAAUUUGAGAGACUUGUUCGAUGCAGGGUAGCACUUGUUCUGCAAAGAUCAUGGCGGAGGUGGAUCUUUCUUCGUGAUAGAAUCGACGGUUCGAUGAGGAUUCAAACUCGUUACCGUGCAUGGCUUGAAUGCCGAAAGUACUCUUCCACGCGAUUCGUCGCCUUGAGGGUUCAGUCGGCCUGGAGGCAACGCGCCAAACGAAAGGCCUACCUCGUGCUCCGGGCAGGUGUCAUCUUGAUCCAAAGCACAUUCCGUCGAUGGUACCAUGGAGUUGUGAAGGUGGCCGAACGAAAGAGAGCAUUGUCGACUCUACAGAAGAAUGCUCGACGAUUUCUUGCGCAGUGUCUGCUAGGGGCAAUGAAGAAGGUGGCUCAACGAAAGAGAGCAUUGUUGACUCUACAGAAGAAUGCUCGACGAUUUCUUGCGCAGUGUCUGCUAGGGGCAAUGAAGAAGGAGGCUCAACGAAAGAUAGCAUUGUCGACUCUCCAGAAGAAUGCUCGGCGAUUUCUUGCGCAGUGUCUGCUCGUGGCAAUGAAGAAGUACCGAGACCAGCUGUUAGCAAGUGCCAUAUUCUGCCAGGCUCUCGCUCGCCGAAAUUCUUGUGCAAGAAUUUGGACGAGAACGAGGAAAGCUAUUGUUUGCAUCCAGAGCAGAUGGCGGGGUUACAGCUGCUUCCGAGUCUCUCGUCGACGCAACCAACUGUUGGGAGCGCUAGCGAGCUGCGCACUCCUUUACCGUCGCGAGCAAAAGGGAUCGUUUAAGAUUGUUCCACACACGAGACAUGUGAUCCAGCUAAGCAAGCAGACUCAAAUUCGGUGCGGGCAAAAACGAAUUGUACUGACGAACGCUUCUACUUGGGCGCCUCCGUGGCGAGGACAUCGGCAAGAACUUUUCCGGCACAGAAAUCAUGUUAAGGCUGUGCGUGCUAAAUUUGAAGCCGGGAUCCAACUCACCGAACUUCCAAGGCGAAGGAUCGGACCGAGGACACUUCGAUUGGUCAACGAAGCCGCUGCUCGUUUGCAAGCACCUUGGGUGUACUAUACCGAGAGCGGAGCCGUCUCUAUGAGAAACAUGCGCCAAGAUCUUUUGACGAAAAAAGAAAGCCACCAUCAAUCUCGUCGCUUGUCUCGCGCAAAGCGAGGGUUAUCGCGAUCUGUCCAGUCACUGCUGAGACCCGGGACCAGUGUUCAAGGCGAACGUGUGGACCCAUCCGUUCUUUGCACCGUGAGACGACUUCACUCUGCGAGAUCGGGAGGUUCAAGCCCGAGAGUCAUUCAACGAAGGCGGGAAGAUGUGAACGUUGCCCGUCUUCUGAACCUUGUUCGUCGACAUUACGUAGUGUCAUCGGCGCAAAGAGGUGGUGGCACGAGCAUUGAAUUGCACAAUUUGUUCGAUCCAUUUCGAGAAAAGGCUCUAUUGACCGUUGCAGCCACUUCAGUCCAACACGCUUGGCGAAGGCUUCGUGCUAGGCGUCAGUUACAACGUUCCAUCCGCAGUAUUAUUGUUAUCCAGAGUGCCGCCAGACGAAGAACUGUCGUGAGAAGGACAAGGCAGAUGCGUGCAGCAAUUGUUACGAUCCAAGCGGCGAGAAAGGGUUUUCUCGCUCGUCGCCAUUUGACGGGUAUGGACGAAAAAGCCAAAACCAUCCAAAAGCUUUGGCGGAGCCAUAUUGCUCUGUCCAGAUUCAAGACUAUCAUUCGCAGAAUCAAGAUGCUGCAAAGCCUGAGCAGGCGCAGAGUUGCCAAACAGGAGGUGGCCAAGAGGCGAUUAGCCAUUGUCUGUAUUCAGAAGGCUGUGAGGUGCGGGUUAGCUCGCAGCACUGUGCAAGUUUUGAGGGGUGUUAAGAACAGGGCGACAAGAGCAGCCAAUCGCGCGGCUUCUUUGACGCAAUCAACCACGAGGGGAUUCUUGGUGCGGAGAGAGAUUUCAUUGCGUCGAGCAUCUACUGUCGCCGUUCAAAAGGUUGUCAGAACAUUCUUGGCAAGGCUAGCGUAUCAUGCCGCCCGCGGCAACAUUGUUAAAAUUCAAAAGAAUGCCCGAGCCUUUGUUGCAAAGAGGGCGUUGCAGUUGGCCAUCAAUCGCAUCACAACAGUGCAAACAGUGGCGCGAAGGUGGAUCGCACUCAGGAGAGUUCAGACAAUCAAGAUAGCAGCCCACGCAGAUGCAGCAAUGCGAAGUGAAUGUGCACUUAUGAUUCAAAAGACUUUCAGAGGCUUUUCGGACCGUUCCGAUUUCAUGUUCGCCUUGCAUUGUCUGGUGAAGAUCCAGUCGUGGUGGCGUUCUCUGCAGCAGCGAAGGUGCUAUGAGGGCAUCGUCGGUGGGACAACCGCCCUCCAGUCAUUGGCUCGGGCAGUUGUGACCACACAACGUUUUGUCCGUGGCUUUUUGGCGAGACAGCAGAUCAGUCUGGAGCACUUUGCUGCCACGGCAAUCCAAAGAACAUGGCGAUGCUAUGCCGACUCGACUGGCUACAUCUUCGUCGUUGUUUCGGCCAUCAAAAUGCAAUCAAUCUUUCGAAUGGCGCUGGCAAAGAAGCAACGAAAAGAGCUUUUGAGUCAGAUUUUUCGUAUUCACGAAUCUGCGAUUGCGAUUCAGAGCGGGUGGCGUAUGCUAGCUGCCAAGGUCCUUUCCGCCAAAUUGGCGAAGGCCACGGAAGCAAAGCAACAGGUCGCCGCAUUGACCAUCCAGUGUUUCAUUCGGAUGCGUCUUGCAAGCAGCGAGUUCUCUCAACAAUCAUCGUCCGUGUCGGUUCCACCUACCGAUGCCGUCUUUCAUCGCCGCCUAUCCUUGUCUCAAGGAGUGGUUCGCGGUUGGCUGGCUAGAAGGAAUUCCAACGCCCAAGUCCGAAAGUCUAUAACACUCAUCAAGGAAGCUGAACUGCGGUCGAGACUGCAGCCUAGCAUGCGGUUAGGAGCCCGGAUGGACCGCGCCCUAAGUGUCCUGAAGACUUCCUGCAGUCUCACGGAAAUAAUGAACAUUGUUUGCACCAUUGAGUUGGCUACUCGAUUCAGUAAAGAAUGUUGCGCCGAGUUCUGCGCUGCUGAAGCCACAGAGACGUUGGUGGCUUUGCUGUUCUCUUGCAACAAGAGUUUGCCGCACGUGGAACUCCUCUACUACAUCAUGUGCACACUGCUCAAUGUGUGCAAGCACAAGUCUCUCACUCAGCAUGUUGCCACAGUGGAAACAGCCGAAGCCUUUUUGUAUCUGAUUCGUAUGUAUGGAUCAGAAGAUGCCGUUUUUUGCAGCGCCGUGGCACUGUUGGAUGUUUGUAUGCGUUCGAAUAACAAUGUCCGUGCUCUUGUGGCAGCACCACCCUGCAAGAAACGAAUGGAGGGGAUUUACAAACAGAGGGUACGAAAGCUUCGUAAUCGGGUGGCCCCCUGUCAAAAUACCACGACGCCGCAGUUUUUGGUUAAGCAAAACAAAGCCAAGACGGACAUGCUCAUAUUGGGAAUCUCGUAUGACUUGGAAAGGGGCGUUUCUGUCUUGGAGCAGGUUCUCCUUCGAACAUUGUGA